Messenger RNA from Chelonoidis abingdonii (Abingdon island giant tortoise), 2837 nucleotides. It is a transcript of the gene KLHL38, whose product is annotated as kelch like family member 38. Gene Ontology annotation, molecular function: protein binding. NCBI's taxonomy places the organism in Eukaryota, Metazoa, Chordata, Testudines, Testudinidae. The record is from RefSeq and is a predicted model, not a curated record.
UCACAAAGCUCCAGAAAGCAGGGAAAGUGCCUUCAGAAUAAACAAAUCCAGAAAUGACCUUCUAUGAAUCACUUACCAACAGAAAGAAACAUCUUGAGGGUAUUUAGUUUUUGCUCAUGUACUAGCUAUGGAAAAUCUCAGCAGAGACUAAAGGACACCAAGUGAGUGAAUGCAGUGAAGGACAACAUAAGGUCAAUAUUCCUCUCUCACACAUUUUGCUAUGGAGGAAGAAUCUGCAAAGGACCUUCUCUUCAAAGACCAGGACUUCUCCUCCGAACUAUUGAGGCAGCUCAACGUUUUAAGGCAAAACGGGAUGUUGACUGAUGUUACUCUCUGCACUAGCGAGUUUGAAAUCCCUUGCCACAGGAAUGUGCUGGCUGCAAGCAGUCCUUACUUCAAGGCAAUGUUCUGUAACAACUUUAAAGAGAGUUGCCAGGCAAAAGUCGACUUGAAAGGCAUUGACUCCAAUAUUUUGUAUCAGAUUGUCCUUUAUGUUUACACAGGAGAGAUUCUUAUAACACCCGAGAACGUCUUGUACUUAAUGGAGGCCACUUCCAUGUUACAGUACAUUAAAUUGUUCCAGGCCUGCUCCUUGUACCUCCAGGACCAGCUGACUCCUGAGAAUUGCCUGAGCAUGAUAAGGCUCUCUGAAAUCUUGAACUGCCAGAAUCUCAAUAAGAAAGCCAAGGAGAUGGCUCUGAAAUACUUUCCUGAAGUAGCCUCUUCUGAAGACCUGAAGGAGCUUUGUGCACUAGAGUUGAUCAAUUACCUUGGGGAUGAUGAGCUCUGUGGUGAGGAGGAACAAGUGUUUGAGACACUCAUGGUCUGGAUCCGGCAUGAUCUCCAGGCGCGACAGGGCUAUAUCCAAGAUUUAUUCAAAAAGGUCCGGCUUCAAUACGUUCACCCAACCUUCCUUUUUCACUUCAUUGCCAAUGACUCCCUCAUUCAGUCUUCACCCACUUGUAGAAGCAUCCUGGAAUCAGCCAGGAGACAGAUGUUUUCAUUACACAGCACCAGCACUCUUGACAUCAAACCCAUGUGGCACGUUCCCCGCAGAUAUUCGUACCAAGAGUUCCUCAUAAUCAUUGGUGGCAGGAAGGACAACCAGACAACAACUAGGGAUGUCCUGCUAUACGAUGAGAAGACCAACCAGUGGCUGAGCCUCGCCAAGCAUCCUAUGCGCCUUUACAAAGCCUCUGCAGUGAGCUUGCAUAGCAAUAUCUACGUGCUAGGAGGGAUGCCUGUUAGCUGUGAGAAAAGUCCGGUCAGUGAUAAUGUUUAUAUUUUCUCCCUCAAGCUAAAUCAGUGGAGGUUAGUUGAACCCAUGCUGGUUCCACGCUAUUCUCACAGGAGCAUAGCCUAUAAGAACUACAUUUUCUCAAUUGGAGGAAUUGGAGAGAACCAGGAAAUUCUGAAUUCCAUGGAGAGGUAUGACAGCAUUUAUAAUGUCUGGGAGAACAUGGCAAACAUGCCCGUUGCUGUCCUUCACCCUGCUGUUGCAGCUAAAGACCAAAGAAUUUAUAUCUUUGGAGGGGAAGACAUUAUGCAAAAUCCUGUCCGUCUAAUACAGGUUUACCACAUAUCCAGGAACAUGUGGUUUAGAAUGGAGACCAGAAUGGUGAAGAAUGUUUGUGCACCAGCAGUGGUGAUUGGAGACCGGAUUAUCAUUGUUGGAGGGUACACCCGGAGAAUAAUCGCCUACGAUACUCAGGCCAACAAGUUUGUUAAGUGUGCAGACAUGAAGGACAGACGGAUGCAUCAUGGAGCUGCUGUGGUCAAAAACAAGCUAUAUGUUACCGGAGGGCGCUGUCUGACUGCAGACAAUACAAUCCAAGACUCUGAUUCAUUGGACUGCUAUGAUCCUGAGACUGACACAUGGACUUCGAAGGGGAAACUGCCACACAAACUCUUUGACCAUGGAUGUCUUGCUCUUCAGUGCGUUCCCUAUUCCAACCUCCUGUAAAGGAAUCUUGUGUUACUCUGGCCCAAAGGGCUCAAAUUGCUGGGUAUGCUGCAUAUGGAAAGUUCUAGCAACUGUCCCAAUCAUCUGCCAGUGAAGCAACCAAAGGAGACAAUCAUCUCCAGGGUGCUGUGUGCAAAAGGCCAUGAAUUCUCAGAUCUAUAUGUACAUACUGCAGCAAAAUAAGUUGUAAUUUGCUGUAAAAUCCCAGAGUACAUACUGUAUUGCCAACAGCCCCACCCUGAGCUCCCUACUCAGAUUUUACUCAAGCAAUUGGGGUAAAAACUGGGCAAGAGCCUCAGGAUUUCACAGAGUGUAACGUGUUUUGGAAGACAGAUAGAAAUGCUGAAGUCUCAGGGGAACAUGUCACAACAAAGUUGCUAACGUAUUUAUUACACUGCCCUCUACUUGAAAGAAACAGGACCCUUCUACUGGGUGUCAUAGCCCGGAUACUAACAGAAUUUCUCCUUUAGUUCACGUGGGAAUAGGAGGAUCUGAGUUCUAUCCCCCCCGCACUCACCACGAAGUUUUGAGUAGCCAUGUGAUGCUACAUAUCCAUGGAUUUGCUCCAAUACUCAUCUAGUAACAGGGAAAACCUUUCUGCCAUCAGUUAAUGCUACAACAAUGGCUUUGAAAAAUGAACAGGUUAGAUAGGAAGAUAGGGAAGAAAUAACUACAUUUAAUGUUCCACAUCACAAAUGAGAGAGGAACAAAACCCCAGUCCUCAACUCUGAACCCUUUCAAAUGUUGGUGAGAUGGAGAUUUGAAACUCCAGAGCUGACCACUGUCCUGGUGACUGGAAGAAAGUGGGUCAAGAUCUCUAAGAAUUUUCUCUUUUAUCUUCUCCUUUAAGGAACAAGAGAGGGUUGCCAAACAU